AUGAAAAUCCCAGCUGAAAACAACCACUCUGACCCUGUCAGUGAAUUCAUUCUUCUUGGCUUCCCUUGCAUCUGGGAGGUCCAGAUCCUCCUCUUCUCAAUCUUCUUUGUGAUCUAUGUCCUGACAUUAAUGGGAAAUCUGUGUAUCAUCUGUGCAGUGUGGUGGAAUGACCAUCUCCACACUCCCAUGUACAUCCUACUGGCCAAUUUUUCCUUCCUGGAGAUCUGGUAUGUCACUUCUACUGUCCCUAAUAUGCUGGCCAACUUUCUCUCCGAGACCAAUUCCAUCUCCUUCUAUGGCUGCUUCAUCCAGUUCUACUUCUUCUUCUCCAUGGGCACCACUGAGACCUUCUUCUUGUCUGCCAUGGCCUUUGACAGGUACCUUGCUAUCUGCAGGCCCCUGCAUUACCCCGCUGUCAUGACAGUUCAGCGCUGCAUCAGAAUAGGAGCUGGGUGCUGGGUGUGUGGCUUCUCUUGUUUUCUCCUCCCAGUUUACCUCAUCUCCCAGCUUCCUUUUUGUGGUCCCAAUACAAUUGAUCAUUUUUUAUGUGAUCCAGGACCCCUUAUGAAUCUGUCUUGUGUGGCAGCUCCUGCCACUGAGAUCAUCUGUGCCAUCUUUAACUCAGUCCUCAUUUUCUCCACCUUCCUCUUCAUUACCAGCUCCUACACCUUGGUGAUCAGAGCUGUGCUGAGGGUCCCCUCAGCAGAAGGUCAGCAGAAGGCCUUCUCCACGUGUGGCUCCCAUCUGGCUGUGGUGUCCCUGUUCUAUGGCUCCAUCAUGGUGAUGUAUGUGAGUCCAACAGCAGGCAAUCCAGCAGGGAUUCAGAAAAUUGUGACUUUAUUUUAUUCUGUGAUGACUCCACUUUUCAAUCCCUUGAUCUAUAGCCUCCGGAAUAAGGAGAUGAAGCAGGCCCUGAGAAAACUAUUUAGGAUUAUGAGACUUGGUCAAAGGCAGCCUCUCAAGAACUAG
Molecule: messenger RNA, 969 nt
Organism: Panthera uncia (snow leopard)
Lineage: Eukaryota; Metazoa; Chordata; Mammalia; Carnivora; Felidae
Product: olfactory receptor 11H6-like
Exons: 1
Coding region: 1-969 (322 amino acids)
Biological process (GO): G protein-coupled receptor signaling pathway
Cellular component (GO): membrane
Molecular function (GO): olfactory receptor activity; G protein-coupled receptor activity
Source: RefSeq, a predicted model, not a curated record